This is a messenger RNA of Cuculus canorus (common cuckoo), 3488 nucleotides long. It is a transcript of the gene RANGAP1, whose product is annotated as Ran GTPase activating protein 1. The transcript has 16 exons. The record is from RefSeq and is a predicted model, not a curated record. Gene Ontology annotation, molecular function: small GTPase binding; GTPase activator activity. Lineage: Eukaryota; Metazoa; Chordata; Aves; Cuculiformes; Cuculidae. The coding region runs from base 206 to 1921 and encodes 571 amino acids. Gene Ontology annotation, biological process: nucleocytoplasmic transport; activation of GTPase activity; signal transduction. Gene Ontology annotation, cellular component: cytosol; nucleus; perinuclear region of cytoplasm.
AACAGAUAGACAGGCGGGAGGUCGCCAGGUCUACCCGUCUCCGACGGUGGGGAGGUGGCGGUCGCCAGGUCUACCCUGUUACUGAACCGGACCCGGCGGUUGCCAGGUCUACCUGGCUCCGGCGGGUCUCCGGGUCGGCCCCGACUCCAGAACAGGAGGCGGUGGGUCGCCAGGUCUACCCCGACUCCAGAACGGGAGGCGAAAAAUGGCAUCUGAAGACAUCACUAGGCUUGCAGAGUCACUGGUCAAAACCAAAUUGGGUGGAGGACAGCUGAGCUUCAAAGGCCAGAGCCUUAAACUCAAUACAGCUGAAGAUGCUGAAGAAGUGAUCAAGCAAAUUGAGGAAUUUGAUGGCCUGGAAGCGUUGCGCCUGGAAGGCAACACGGUGGGUGUGGAGGCAGCAAAGGUCAUUGCCAAAGCCUUGGAGAAGAAAUCAGAGCUCAAGAGGUGUCAUUGGAGUGACAUGUUCACAGGGAGGCUAAGGUCUGAGAUCCCUCCUGCUUUGAUCUCUUUGGGUGAUGCACUCAUCACUGCUGGCGCCCAGCUGGUGGAGCUGGACCUGAGUGACAAUGCCUUUGGGCCAGAUGGUGUGCGUGGCUUUGAAGCGCUGCUGAAGAGCCCUGCAUGUUACACCCUGCAGGAACUCAAGCUCAAUAACUGUGGCAUGGGCAUCGGUGGAGGAAGGAUUUUGGCAGCUGCUCUGAAAGAAUGUCACAGGAAAUCAAGUGCCCAGGGCAAGCCUCUUGCUUUGAAAAUAUUUGUGGCUGGCAGAAAUCGUCUGGAGAAUGAUGGUGCCACUGCGCUGGCUGAAGCCUUUGGCAUCAUUGGGACUCUAGAAGAGGUCCAUAUGCCACAGAAUGGAAUUAACCAUCCUGGCAUCACAGCACUGGCCCAGGCCUUUGCUAUCAACCCACUCCUUAAGGUUAUAAACUUGAAUGACAACACCUUCACAGAGAAAGGAGCUGUGGCCAUGGCAGAGACUCUGAAGGCUCUUCGGCAGAUUGAAGUGAUUAACUUUGGAGACUGCCUGGUGCGUUCAAAGGGUGCUGUUGCUAUUGCUGAUGCUGUUAAAGAAGGGCUUCAUAAAUUAAAGGAACUGAAUUUGUCCUUUUGUGAGAUCAAACGAGAUGCUGCUCUGACUGUUGCUGAAGCUAUUGAAGAUAAGGCAGAGUUAGAGAAGUUGGAUCUCAAUGGUAACUGUCUGGGAGAAGAGGGAUGUGAGCAACUCCAGGAGAUCCUUGAAGGCCUCAACAUGGCAGCUGUGCUGGGAUCUUUGAGUGAUGAUGAAGGGGAAGAGGAGGAUGAUGAAGAGGAGGAGGAAGAGGAUGAAGAUGAAGAUGAAGAGGAACAACAGCAAGAGCUGAAUGAGCGAGAACAGGAAGAACAGAAGUCACUGACUCCUGAGAAGAUAAUUGGUUCACAGGAUUCAACUCCAGUGCCAUCUCCUCCUGUGGACAUUGCCACGUUCCUUGCUUUCCCCUCACCAGAGAAGCUGCUGCGGCUAGGACCGAAGCACUCUGUGCUGAUAGCUCAGCAGACAGACACAUCUGACAUAGAGAAACUAGUUACAACUCUCCUAAGGAUAUCUUCAGUCUUCAAAGAUGAAGCUCCAGUGAAAACAGCAGUGUAUGAAACAACAGAUGCCUUGAUGAGGAAAGCCUUCACUUCUUCCACAUUUAAUUCAGAUGCAUUUAUCACAAGCCUCUUGAUCCACAUGGGACUACUUAAGAGUGAAGAGAAGAUCAAAGCUGUUCCAAGCCUCUAUGGUAUUCUUAUGACCUUGAACCAUAUGGUCCAGCAGGAUUAUUUCCCGAAAUCCCUGGCACCAGUUCUCUCUGCUUUUGUCACAAAACCAAACCGUGCUCUUGACUCCUGUUCAUUUGCUCGCCACAUGCUCUUACAAACCCUCCAUCAGCUGUAAGAGACAAAAACCAUCUUGGCUGCGCCCUUCCCUCCUCAUGGGACUGUUGUUGACAGAGAACUCGGAGCUGCGUGGUGGGAGAGGAUCCCAGAGCCCAUACAGACAUCCUGUCCCUUUUUUUUUUUUUUUUCUUUUUUCCCCUCCCUCCCCGCCUCUCCCUGUAGGAGUUCUGUCCUUCCUUCUGCUUUCAUAAAUUUGGACAAAUCCUGCUGAAUUUUUUUUCCUGUUCCUCAUGAAGUGGCUCCCUGGUCUGCAGGGCAGGUACUUACGUUAGGAUGAGUCAGUGCUGCUCUGUGUCGGGGCAAUCCACAAUUUCAAUACAGGCUGAGAGAUGAUGUGAUUGAGAGCUGCCCUGCAGAGAAGCACCAGGGGGUGCUGAUUGAUGAGAAGCUUAACAUGAACCGGCAGUGUGUGCUCACAGCCCAGAAGGCCAACCGUAUCCUGGGCUACAUCAAAAGAAGCGUGGCCAGCAGGGCGAGGGAAGUGAUUCUGCCCCUCUAUUCCUCUAUUGUGAGACCUCAUCUGGAGUAUUGUGUCCAGUUCUGGAAUGCCCAACCUAAGGAGGAUAUGGAGCUUUGGAACAGGUUCAGAGGAGGACACAAAGAUGAUCAGAGGGCUGGAGCACCUCUGCUGUGAGGACAGGCUGAGAGAGUUGGGGUUGUUCAGCCUGGAGAAGAGAAGGCUGUAGGGAAACCUUAUAACAGCCUUCUAGUACCUGAAGGGGCUACAGGAAAGCUGGGGAGGGACUCUUUACAAAGGCUUGUAGUGACAGAAUGGGGAGGUAUGGCUUUAAAUUGGAGAGGGGAAGAUUUAGAUUAGACAUUAGGAAGAAAUUCUGCACAGUGAGGGUGGUGAGGCACUGGCACAGGUUGCUCAGGGAAGCUGUGGAUGCUCCCUCCCAGGAAGUGUUCAAGGCCAAGUUGGAUGGGGUCUUGAGCAGCCUGCUCUGCUGGGAGGUGUCCCUGCCCAUGCCAGGGGGGUUGGAACUGGAUGAUCCUUACGGUCCCUUCCAACCCAAGCUGUUCUAUGUUUUUGUGCGAAUUAGCAAGAAGGGUUCUCCGCUUUGGUUGCAUUGUCAAGACUCACACCAGGCCCAGAAGCCCUGAUCAUCAGGAUCAACCCAGUUGUGUAUUUUAUUUAUUUUAUUGGGCUGUGACUCCUGCCUGAUCACAGUCAACACUAUGCGAGAGGGAGACUACGCUGCUGCUGCCCCUGCUUCUCCAGGCCAGGGGAGUCCCUGACACCGACUCUGCUGCUGCUACUGGGUCGUAGGGGCAAGAUGUUCUCCCAUUUCUUCUUUCAAGUCCAUUUGUUGAAGGCAGCGUGUGGCUAAUCUGUAUUUUCCUAUGCUAGUUCCCUGCAGCUGUAGCUUGGAAUAUUUGUGUGGUGUGGCUGACCCUGGUGGCGAUUGCUUAAGGGAACAGGCAUAUUUUGUCCCUUAUUUUGCCAUUGCCUGUGUUGUUCCCUCUUCCUACCCUUCCCCUGUCCCUUUCCCUUCUCCUUCUCUUCCUAAUUAAAUAGGCUUGGUUUGGCAAUGAAUACACUCCAUGAAAUCCCCGUGGAAUAA